Fibroporia radiculosa is the source of this 1722-nucleotide messenger RNA. RefSeq lists its product as uncharacterized. The record is from RefSeq and is a predicted model, not a curated record. NCBI's taxonomy places the organism in Eukaryota, Fungi, Basidiomycota, Agaricomycetes, Polyporales, Fibroporiaceae. The coding region runs from base 1 to 1722 and encodes 573 amino acids. The transcript is spliced from 3 exons. Gene Ontology annotation, molecular function: protein binding.
AUGCGACCGGCGAUUUGUCGGCUCUCAGACUGUGCGAGCCUCCAAGUCGCCGCGUCGUCCUCGACACCGUCCUCGACGUCGGCCUCGACGACAUCCACGACGCCGACCCUCCUUUCGUCGUCUGCAAUGUACGCGCAGGGCCAGUCACGUCCCUCCUCCGCUUAUCUUCCCGACACCGCCCCCCAGCGCCCAUACACCGAGUAUGACCAGCCCGACGCCCAACAGGACGCUCAGUAUACCGCUCAGUAUGCCCGCCACGGUCGUCCUCCGCGUUCAUCAUCCAUGCAGGGUCGCUCUCCCUCGCGGCCAGCGCGGUCGUCCUCCCGUCCUCCGACGCAGUUUGAGCCCCAGUACGAUGCCUACGCAUAUGACCAGGAGCUGCCGACACCGCCGGACCAGGAUGCGGAUGAUUUUUAUACCGCAUCUCAGACGAAUCUCUACGACGAACAGCCGUAUCCAGCACAGUCUAUUGCUCCUCAGUCCGUUCGCGCACCCUCACCGCCCCCCGCACCCGUCCUCGACCACUCUCAUCUGCGCCCAGGCAACCAGGCAGCUCUCCUCUCCCAUGAGCGCACGCUCGAGCUUUAUCGCGCCAACGCAAAGAAGACGCAGGAUCCAGACCUGCAGUUCGAGUUCGCCGUUUUCAUGAUUGAUGCAUCGAAGAAUAUGCCCAUCCCCGAACCCACGCCUGGCAAUGUGAUGGACGUUGAGAAGGCCGUCCAGAAGCGUGAGGACCUCAUUCGUGAGGCCACAUCCCUCCUCAAGCGUCUCGCGGAUCGCGGCCACAUGCCCUCCCAGUACUUUCUCGCAGAUUGCUACGUCAACGGCAUCGGCACACACAAGAGCCGCCAGGACUUUGAUCGCGCCUUUCCGCUCUUCGUGCUCGCCGCCAAACACGGCCAUCCCGACGCUGCUUACCGUGCAGGGACGUGUUGCGAGAAUGGCUGGGGCUGCCGCCGUGAGUCUGCGAAGGCCAUACAGUUCUACCGCAAGGCUGCGGCCGCCGGGCACCCCGGUGCCCUCUACCGUCUGGGUAUAGCCGAGCUUAACGGAGAGCUUGGAAUGUCCAAGAGCCCCAGGGAAGGUGUCAAGUGGCUCAAGCGUUCCGCCGAGCACGCUACCGCCGAAUAUCCGCACGCCCUCCACGAGCUCGCGCUUCUUCACGAACGAGGGAUCGACAACGUCCUCUUCGUCGACUAUGAGUACUCCGCGGAGCUGCUCGCACAGGCCGCUGAGCUUGGAUAUGCACCCAGCGCGUACCGCCUUGGUGAGUGCUAUGAGUAUGGCAAGAUGGGCUGCCCGCAGGACCCAGCGCUUUCGAUACAUUACUAUAACAUUGCCGCCCAGCAGAAUCACCGCGAUGCAUGCUUCGCAUUGACCGCAUGGUACUUGGUUGGUUCGCCCGGUGUUCUGCCCCAAUCAGAUACAGAAGCAUACCUCUGGGCACGGAAGGCAGCCGAAGCGGGCCUCGUGAAGGCGAUGUAUGCGGUGGGAUACUUUCUCGAAGUAGGCAUUGGUACAGAGCCCAACGUGACAGAGGCUACGACUUGGUACAAGCGGGCCGCGGACCAGGGCGACCGACGUGCCUCCCAGCGGCUCAAGGGCGGCCCCGUGCCCACGCCCGGUGGGCCGGGCUCCGUCCUUCACCGAAGUGCGAGCGACGAAGUCUCCACGUCAGCGGCUGGCAAAGGCGGGAAAGACAAGGACUGUAUCAUUAUGUGA